GAUCUCCCUGAGAAGUGUUGUUUUCUGUCGCCGAAGAUUCGCCGAUUCAUUCCAUACAAUGCAGAAUCCCCUGAAAGAGACUGGCGAGUAUGGAGCCCAUGAAGUUCUCAAACAUGGUCACGUCAACGUCAAAGAGAGCCUGGAGAUGGGUCAUCCCCUGGAGCUGAGCGAGCGGAAUUACGCCCAAAACGAGUUUCAGAGAAGUCUGAGGACGAUGCGAACUCUCCAGGGCUUGCACGCCCCGCUCAAAAUUGUCGCUGAGCUCCGAGCAUGCAAAACGGUCGGACGCUUGCCAUGUCUCCCCUCUUCGAAUCUGAUGAGGGACACGCUGUUAGGCAAUGACGACGUUCUCACGUUCGACGAUGUUUAUAAUGAUCCGGAGAGGAGUGAAGAAAUUCGUCCAGCCUUCGCGGUUAUGGCGAAAGCAAACUGGACUGGGUUCUAGAGGAGGCAGAAUAAAGGGUUCAUAUUCUUAUUGAAACAC
Messenger RNA from Galendromus occidentalis (western predatory mite), 484 nucleotides. It is a transcript of the gene Pomp, whose product is annotated as proteasome maturation protein. NCBI's taxonomy places the organism in Eukaryota, Metazoa, Arthropoda, Arachnida, Mesostigmata, Phytoseiidae. The transcript has 5 exons. The record is from RefSeq and is a predicted model, not a curated record. Gene Ontology annotation, biological process: proteasome assembly. The coding region runs from base 59 to 445 and encodes 128 amino acids. Gene Ontology annotation, cellular component: nucleus; cytoplasm.